This is a messenger RNA of Arabis nemorensis, 768 nucleotides long. Lineage: Eukaryota; Viridiplantae; Streptophyta; Magnoliopsida; Brassicales; Brassicaceae. The record is from the annotation of a GenBank genome assembly.
AUGGCAGCUUCCACAGUAACACAUCCCUGCUUCAAACUCCAUCAUCAACCUAACCUUCUCCUUCGUUACAACCAAUCAUCUAGCCAAACACUCCUCAGAUUCCAAUUUUCAUCUCCAAAACCUCUCGUGCUCUCCUCACGUGGUAGCUCCCGGCGAUUCAAAGUCUUCCCGGAGACCAUCACCGUCAAAUUGGAAGAAGAGGAGGAUACAGCUGCUGAUCUUAAUCCUCCUGUUGCCAUUAACACUAAGCUCUACUUUGGGAACUUGCCUUACAAUGUAGACAGUGCAACUCUCGCUCAAAUCAUCCAAGAUUUCGCAAACCCUGAGCUCGUCGAGGUUCUUUACAACAGAGAUACAGGACAGAGUCGUGGAUUCGCCUUUGUAACAAUGAGCAAUGUCGAAGAUUGUAACAUCAUUAUCGAUAACCUCGAUGGAACUGAGUAUCUUGGUCGGACUUUGAAGGUGAAUUUUGCAGACAAACCAAAGCCUAACAAAGAACCUCUGUAUCCAGAGACAGAGCACAAACUGUUUGUUGGUAACUUGUCGUGGACUGUUACUUCGGAGACAUUAGCUGGAGCGUUUCGAGAGUGUGGAGAUGUGGUUGGUGCUAAAGUUGUGUAUGAUGGAGAUACCGGGAAAUCACGGGGUUAUGGCUUUGUGUGUUACUCUUCCAAAGAGGAAAUGGAGACCGCUCUUGAAUCGCUUGAUGGAUUUGAGCUAGAGGGUCGGGCGAUUCGAGUAAACCUGGCUCAAGGAAAGAAAUAUUGA